AUGGGUCUCAUGUAUCCGGCUUGGGAUAGCCCAGACCAAUGUAGAGGAUAUACCACCCAUGCCAUCUAUGCAUUGUUUAUCUUCUGUCAUACCAACGAUGCUAGUAAUGAUCUCAACUUUAUUGUUCAUUUCGACGAGAGAGUCCUCAGCCAUGAGAAGGUGUUACAGCUCCUUGGACUUCUAGAGUUUGUACUUCGACAGGUGUGUUGCAGUCCGAAGGCGACCCUGAGCGAGAUCGAUCUCGUCAGCCCUAAUGACUGGAAGCAGUUGGCCAGGUGGAAUGCAGCAAUACCCCCGGCGCAUGAAACCACUCUUCAUGAAAUGGUGCUGAAGUUCCGGGGCUGCCAACCUGAUAAGCCGGCGGUUAGUACCUGGGACGGCGGGCUUUCGUAUCUCGAAAUUGAUGAUGUCUCUGCCAAUUUGGCUCGACUGUUGAUGGAACGCGGUAUCGAAAUAGGCGACCUGGUCGGUGUUUGCCUGGAAAAGUCCAGAUGGGCGACCGUGGUUUUGCUGGCUGUGUUACGGGCUGGUGGUGCCUGUGUCAUGCUUGACCCUGGUCUUCCCCGUGGUCGAGUCGAAGAGAUGAUCAGGAGAUCAAUGCCCAAGAUAGUCCUAGCCACGGAAACACAGAACGGUCUUGUUAGUGACCUGGACACACCGGUGACUCUUAUCACUGACAUGUUCAUGCAAAGCUUACCUCGCGAGGAUAAGUUUUGUUUGCCGUCUGACUCUUCUUCCUGUGCCUUAUUUGUCCUUUUCACUUCUGGCAGCACGGGGACCCCCAAAGCGUUGGUGCUGGAGCAUCGUAAUCUCUGCACGAGCAUCCGAGACCAUCGCUCUGGGAUGAAUAUCAGUGGCGAGAGCCGAGGCCUGCAUUUCGCAGCAUAUGCUUUCGAUAUCAGCAUAUAUGAGGUCUUCAAUGUCCUGUCCUGCGGAGGUUGUCUUUGCAUCCUAUCCGAGAGUCAACGGAUGAACGGCCUCUCUGAAUUCAUCGUCGCCCAGCGAAUAAAUUAG
This is a messenger RNA of Aspergillus tanneri, 1014 nucleotides long. Its product is annotated as Nonribosomal peptide synthetases (NRPS). NCBI's taxonomy places the organism in Eukaryota, Fungi, Ascomycota, Eurotiomycetes, Eurotiales, Aspergillaceae. The transcript has a single exon. Gene Ontology annotation, cellular component: cytoplasm. Gene Ontology annotation, biological process: amino acid activation for nonribosomal peptide biosynthetic process; secondary metabolite biosynthetic process. Gene Ontology annotation, molecular function: phosphopantetheine binding. The record is from RefSeq and is a predicted model, not a curated record. Bases 1 to 1014 code for a protein of 337 amino acids.